Molecule: messenger RNA, 1638 nt
Organism: Chenopodium quinoa (quinoa)
Lineage: Eukaryota; Viridiplantae; Streptophyta; Magnoliopsida; Caryophyllales; Amaranthaceae
Product: origin of replication complex subunit 6-like
Exons: 10
Coding region: 492-1358 (288 amino acids)
Biological process (GO): DNA replication initiation; DNA replication
Cellular component (GO): nuclear origin of replication recognition complex
Molecular function (GO): DNA binding
Source: RefSeq, a predicted model, not a curated record
CUCCUAUCCCACUAAUCCACUGCCCCAUUGACACAUGGGCUCACGGGGGUGUCAAAAGCACACCCGACCCAAUUCGAAAAAUAUCCGAUUCAGAUUUGGACUCGCGUGGACAUAAUAAUUUAAUAAAACUCAACUAUAAAAAUUUACCCGACCCGACCCGACCAUAUCAAACCCGAUCCGAUUACCCGAACUGACACCCGCUCAACCACCCCCUCCUUUCAAAUUACAACAUAGUCCAACUCCCAACUUAUAUAGGCUUAAUGGCUUAUUAUAGCUUGGCGUAGUCUCCCGCCACUAAACACCCGCCAACUAAAAAUUUCAAAACUCAAAAGACAAUGCUUUCAUUCCCGCCAUCUUUACCUCUAUUUACCCUUCUCCUUCAACCUCCUUCCUCAUUCCUCAUUUUCUUUCUCCUCUUUCAACAAUCAACCCUCUUCACAAAAUUCAAACCCUAAUUAUCAUUUGUUAUUAAUAUUCGAUUUGAUCGAUCAAUGGACAUCACUAACAUAGCAAAGAAGCUAGACCUUGCCGGUAACAAGCCUGUCGUUCGUAAAGCUGCUGAGUUCCGCCGUCUCUCCGAUGUCAAGUUCGAUUCAUCUGCUCUCGGCAUCGGUGAGAUUUGCAAGGCUAUCAUUUGCUUAGAAAUUGCCGCCAACAAAUAUGAAGUUAUAUUUGAUCGGCAAAGUGCGAUUAAAUUGAGUGGGAUGUCAGAGAAAGCUUAUACCAGAUCGUUUAAUUCUUUGCAGAAUGUUCUUGAUGUCAAGAAUAAUUUGGAUGUGAGAGAAUUGGCAAUUCAAUUUGGAUGUGUUAGGAUUAUUCCUUUUGUGCAGAAAGGAUUGAAAAUGUACAAAGCCCGAUUCUUUGCUUCGCUCCCAGUUAGUAGGCGAAGUAGCACUGAUUUCAGUAGACCCGUGUUUAUGGCAGUGGCAUUUUAUCUAUGUGCUAAGAAGCAUAAGCUUAAAGCUGACAAAGUUAAGUUGAUCGAGCUUUGUGGCACUUCAGAAUCAGAAUUUUCUAGUGUUUCUAAUUCGAUGAAGGACCUAUGUCAUGAUGUUUUUGGAGUUUUGAAAGAGAAAAAAGACCCCAAAGAAGUAAAAGGGAACCGAGAACUAUUGGAUGCGUUUCCUGAAAAAAGAGGAUAUGAUGAUGGAGGAUAUACCUCUGAUGAGGACAAUGAGCCUUCAAGCUACAAGAAACGAAAGAGAAUGGAGAAACAUGAUUAUGAGGAGUGGAAAUCAACUGUGGUUUCAUCAAUUAACCAGAAAAAUGAUAAAGAGGUUACUACAAAGCGGACAAAGCAAGCCCGCUUGAACUUUCCAACGAUAGCUCGUGAUACUCAGGAUUUGAAGGUUACAUAGCUAUGUCCACAAUUUUGUCCGGUGUCAAGAUUUUAGAAUUUGAAGUUGCUCAUAACACCUGUUUUCUGUUCGAAGAGGCGAGGAUUCGGUUUUUAUCUGCUAUAUGAUUCUGAUUUCUCAUCCACUUCUACAAAAGGUGUAAUUGUUGCUGAACUUUCAUGUUACAAUGUACAGAACAUAUAAAUUUAAGUAUUUAACAUGACAAAGCUGAUAUAAUUAUAAAAUUAUUCAUCUGCCAGUCAACAUACAUGAGCCUAAGCAACAUCUGGUUCUUCUAUUC